AGCGCGCGCAUCACCGGCUCGAGAGAGAUCUUCAUGAAGGCGGGCAGCGACAUCAACAUCACGUGCGUGGUGAAGGGCGCCAUCAGGGGAGCGCCCGUCAUCUGGUACCACGUGCUGCCCCGCGACCCACCCAAGGAGGAGCUGGUGGAGAUCAACGCCGGGGGUCGGGGCGGCGUGCAGCUCGUGACGGACAAGAACUCGGGCACCAGCUGGCUCCUGGUCACCCACGCCACCUGGAGGGACGCCGGGAACUAUACGUGCGCGCCCGUGCACGCCACGCCCGCCUCGGUGUCCGUCCACGUGCUCGACGAGGCUCCAGCCGAGCUCCAAAACGACCCCCAGCCGAGCCGGGCCCAGACGUUCACCCAAGGAACGCCAGGCCUUCCGCUGCUCCUGCUGGGGCUUCACCGUCUGCUGGGGCGCGACAGGACGAGAACGUGGUGCCUCUGGGUUCUCCUGGCUGUCUGUCUAGGGUUCUCCAGCGCCGUCAGUGGUACGAGUAGCCUUCAGGACGUCUCUCAGACUAGGCCCCACACUGUGUGUGGAGGAAAUUAUCAACGGCAUCCCGAGUAACGACAGCAGCACCCAGCCGGUGGCCACACAAGCUGCACGCAAGAAGCUCUCAGCCCGCCCCUAGAUGCCACCCCGGAUGCCGGCCUGGUGCACCCCCUUGUACGCCUCCUGGAGAGGGCAGACAACCUCGGGUGCUGUCGUGUCGUUCGUCAAGCUGCUCCUCUCGCUGCACACCAACGUAACAUGCAGAGCAAGCCGUGUGGGCGCCGGGAAACACUGCUGGCGAUGGCCCCAAACUCAGAGACUUCGUCAUUAAGGCUGGCAUUGUACAACCUCUUCUGGAACUCAUUAGACCAGACACAGAGACUGCCGAGAUCAACGAGGUGGACCGACUGGGCCAGAUGACUGAGGAGUGCGGCGGACUGGACAAGACUGAGGACUGCAGCACCACGACAACGAGGCCGUGUACGAGAAGGCCCUGGAUGGAUAUCAUCGAUAAGUGUUCCGGCGAGGAGGAGGGCCCCAAGGUGAACAGCACCACCAGUGGCCAGGCGUACGACUUCUCUGCCGUGAACAACGUGCCUGAGGGUGGAUUCUCUUUCUAGGACUUCAGUGUGUG
This is a messenger RNA of Eriocheir sinensis (Chinese mitten crab), 1132 nucleotides long. RefSeq lists its product as uncharacterized. Gene Ontology annotation, biological process: synapse organization. Bases 34 to 573 code for a protein of 179 amino acids. The transcript is spliced from 6 exons. The record is from RefSeq and is a predicted model, not a curated record. Lineage: Eukaryota; Metazoa; Arthropoda; Malacostraca; Decapoda; Varunidae. Gene Ontology annotation, cellular component: neuron projection membrane.